Messenger RNA from Plodia interpunctella (Indianmeal moth), 1779 nucleotides. RefSeq lists its product as uncharacterized. Gene Ontology annotation, cellular component: cytoplasm. The transcript has 8 exons. Gene Ontology annotation, biological process: L-serine biosynthetic process. The record is from RefSeq and is a predicted model, not a curated record. NCBI's taxonomy places the organism in Eukaryota, Metazoa, Arthropoda, Insecta, Lepidoptera, Pyralidae. Bases 220 to 1320 code for a protein of 366 amino acids. Gene Ontology annotation, molecular function: pyridoxal phosphate binding; O-phospho-L-serine:2-oxoglutarate transaminase activity.
AUUGGCCAAACAACAUGAAAAACCAGUUCUAGAUAUCAACACGUCCUAUAAGACGAUAACCUGCUAUCAAAUCGGUUGUCGUCAUUAUAGUAAAAACACUUAUUGGAAAGAUAAUACAGUCGGGCGAGAAUUGCCGAGGACAGAAUAUUAACCAGUGUCAUACGAUCACUUGUGUUGUACGGUUGAGUGUUUUAAAUUAGCCGGUUCAAUUAAAUAAUAAUGCCUAGCAAAGUUCACAAUUUUGGAGCUGGACCAGCUAAGCUCCCAGAAGAAGUAUACGAUAUUAUAAAAAAUGAAUUGACUAAUUUUGAGGGAACGGGAAUAAGUCUUUUGGAGACAAGUCACCGCACAGCUCCAUAUUUAAGACUCAACAAGAAUGUCCAGGAUGUGGUUAGGAGAUUACUAGAUGUUCCCUCGAAUUAUAAAAUUUUAUUCUUAUCUGGCGGCGGACAAGGUGAAUUUGCCGGCGUUCCUCUUAACUUGAUGUCCAGAACUGGGACUGCCGAUUAUGUCGUUACUGGUGCAUGGUCAGCUAAAGCCGCAAAGGAAGCAAAGAAAUAUGGAAAGGUGAACUUGGUUAUACCACCAACUGACAGAUAUACAGACAUUCCUAACCAAUCCACCUGGAAAUUGGACCCUAAUGCUUCUUAUGUACACAUCUGUACCAAUGAAACUAUUCAUGGAGUAGAGUUUGACUUUAUACCAGACACAAAGGGAGUUCCAUUAGUAGCCGAUAUGUCUUCAAACUUUAUGUCAAAGAAGGUUGAUGUUUCCAAGUUUGGAGUGAUCUAUGGCGGUGCACAGAAGAAUAUUGGUACAUCAGGUGUAGCCCUUGUGAUCGUACGAGAAGACUUACUGAACAAUGCUUUGCCAAUUUGCCCAUCUAUCCUUGACUGGACAGUCAAUGCUAAAGCAGAUUCCAUCUUAAACACACCACCAAUGUUUGCUAUUUAUAUAAUGGGAAGAGUUCUCGAAUGGAUCGAGAGGCAAGGAGGCCUCGACGUCAUGGAACAGUUAGCUACAAAGAAAUCGUCAUUGAUAUAUAACAUUAUAGAAGAAUCGAAUGGUUUCUACGUCGCUCCAGUGGCCAAGAAUGUGAGAAGUAAAAUGAACAUUCCAUUCAGAAUCGGGUCUAUUGAUGGCAAUGAUGCAUUGGAGAAAGAAUUCUUGAAGGGUGCUGAGGAAUUGAAUUUGAUUCAACUCAAAGGACACAGAGACGUUGGCGGAAUCCGCGCUUCCACUUACAACGCAGUCACCGUCGAAGAAGUCAAAGUAUUGGCGCAGUACAUGAGAGAAUUUUACAAGAAGCAUAACAAGUGAUUCCUUUGUGUUAUCGUACAAGUAUUUAGAUACAGUUAGCUAUAUCUAUCACACAUCGAAACAAACAACGUUGACCGAUAUCUGUAUUUAUUUAGUUAUAAAAAAGCCGUAAAAACAUAUUUCCUGUAUUAUUUUGAUAUAAUAUUUUACUUUCUGAUAAGCGGUGAGCGUCAGAAGUUUGUAAUGUUUAUAUGGAAUGAGAAUUAGAAUGAUUCAGUAAAUCGUGUACUGUUAUUGAAUUAUUUAGGGUACCGUACGAAACCGUGUUUAUGUAGAUAAAAUAUUUUAUAUUACCUACAUUAUAUAUAGUUUUAUGUCUAUAAAAGGUCGAUUUGUGAUAGUUGUUGUCACGUACUAAACUUGUUAUUAUUGAUAAUCAUACGUAUCGUAGUUUUAAGUGCCUUUAUUAUUGGCUGUGUUAAAUUUGUUAUUUUUUUAUUAAAAAGGCUUUACAUAAUA